Messenger RNA from Labrus mixtus (cuckoo wrasse), 1298 nucleotides. It is a transcript of the gene guca1c, whose product is annotated as guanylate cyclase activator 1C. The record is from RefSeq and is a predicted model, not a curated record. Gene Ontology annotation, molecular function: calcium sensitive guanylate cyclase activator activity; calcium ion binding. The transcript is spliced from 4 exons. Lineage: Eukaryota; Metazoa; Chordata; Actinopteri; Labriformes; Labridae. The coding region runs from base 134 to 697 and encodes 187 amino acids.
GACAGUCGUUGCCUGAGGUUUCAGUCAGAACUCAGUGCUGCUAGUGAUCCGUACGGACACAGUCUUCUUUGAUCGAGUCCAUAUCACUGGCUCGCUGUAGGAUUCUGGACAAAAUCAUACCUGUGGAGGAACAAUGGGCUCCAACUGCUCCAGCCUGGAUGAUAUCCUGGAGGAGGAUAUGCACCACUGGUACACCAAAUUCAUGCGGGAGUCUCCAUCAGGGCUCAUCACGCUCUUUGAGCUCAAGACCAUGCUGGAAAUGAACGGUAUGACAGAGGAGGCCCACAGCUAUGUUGAUCAAGUCUUCUUCACCUUUGACAUGGAUGGGGAUGGCUACAUAGACUUUGUGGAAUACAUUGCAGGCAUAAGUUUAUUACUGAAAGGAGAAAUUAACCAGAAGCUAAAGUGGUACUUCAAGCUCUUUGAUCAAGAUGGAAACGGAAAAAUCGACAAGGAGGAAAUGGAGACCAUAUUUAAGGCUAUUCAAGACAUCACCAGAAGUUAUGAAAUCCCCCCAGAAGAGAUUGUGACUAUUGUAUACGAGAAGAUUGAUGUCAACGGAGAAGGCGAGUUGACAUUGGAGGAGUUCAUCAGCGGAGCAAGGGAUCAUCCAGACAUCAUGGAUAUGCUUGCUAAGAUGAUGGAUCUUACCACUGUCCUGGAAAUCAUAAUCAGAGGUCAACAGAAAAAAAAGUGAUAAACUGUAAUCAACGAAGAAGGACUAUGCAGAACAUUUUUGGUGGAUUUCAGAAGGCAGCAUGGUUGGAAAAAAAAAAAAGAACUGUAUGUGCUUGACUGACAAAGAGCCGAGUCCCAUCUCAAACGGCACAGACUGAGCUGAAUGAACUGACUGAACAGUCCCAUGCAGAUAUAGAUCUCUUUGUAUGUCACCUGAGGGAAGCAAAGAAUCCUCCCUUCUCCCUCUGCUUGUGCUGUCACUUUCUGGAACAAUGACCCUUCAAUGUUCCAAUUAACAGGUGACGUGUGUGUAAAGUAUCCAUGAAAGGAGGUCGGUCUGCACUCAAAUACCCAUCAUGCUUUGAGUAGAUUGCGCAGCAGAGUGGAUAAAUCACUUUGAUUUACUUAAUUAAGAGCUUAUUGAGCCGGAAAUUGAUUUGGACUCUUGUUUGGCAGAGCUGUCACGGACAAUGGGAAAAGCAAAGUGGGUAACCUCUGCCCAAAGCGUCUAACAGCUUCAAGUUUGUCUUUUAUUGGUAAAUGAAUAUAUUUCAAUUGAUUAAAUUCACAAUUUCAUUCUUGUAAUUCCUACUGAAGACCAGUGUAAAACUCCUUGUGAG